AUGAAGGAGAAAGAAAUGGAUUAUUACAGCGUUUUAGGAGUUCCAAGAGAUGCGACAGAAGAUGAUAUAAAGAAGGCUUAUAGAAAGUUAGCCUUGAAAUGGCACCCAGAUAAACACUUAGAUGAGAAUGACAAAAAUGCUGCGGAAGAAAAAUUUAAGACUAUUUCUGAAGCUUAUGAUGUUUUAUCAGACCCUGAUAAAAGAAAAACUUACGAUUUGUAUGGUGAAGAAGGAAUUAAAGGAAAUACGUCCGGUGACGAUGUGAAUUUUUUUAAUGAAGAAAUAGAUCCAGCUGAUCUAUUCAAUAAGUUUUUUAGUUCUAACAACACGUUCUCGUUUACAUCAGUUUUCGACGACGAAUUCCCGGCAUUUUCAUCCUUCGUCCAUAACAUGGGUUCUAAGAGAGGACGAUUUUCCGGUUCCUCAGGAAGAAACGCCGAAGGUUAUAAAUCCGAAACUUACGAGGUGAGUCUUCCACUAUCCCUGGAGGAACUAUAUAACGGAUGCAAAAAGAAACUGAAAAUUACGAGAAAAAGGUUUAAUGGAACUCAAAGCUAUGAUGACGUUAAAUUGGUUACGAUCGAUGUAAAUGCGGGAUGGAAAGAAGGAACGACCAUUACAUUUUAUGGUGAAGGUGACCAAUCAUCUCCUUCCGUGCAACCAGGAGAUUUAAUUUUUAAAGUAAAAGCAAAAAAACACGAUCGAUUUGUCAGGCAAGGAAAUGAUUUGAUAUAUAAGUGUCAUGUAACUCUAGACAAAGCCUUAACAGGUUUUCAAUUUACAGUAAAAUCAUUGGAUAACAGAGAUAUAAAUAUAAGAGUAGAUGAUAUUGUUACACCUAAUACUAGAAGAAUGAUUCCAAAGGAAGGAAUGCCUUCUUCAAAAAAUCCGUCCAAGCGUGGAGAUCUAAUAGUUGAAUUUGAGAUUAUAUUUCCAGAAAGCUUGACUACUGAAAGAAAAAAAAUACUAAGAGAGGUCUUAGCCAAUACUUUUUAA
This is a messenger RNA of Plasmodium inui San Antonio 1, 996 nucleotides long. RefSeq names its product DnaJ like subfamily B member 4. Gene Ontology annotation, molecular function: protein-folding chaperone binding. Lineage: Eukaryota; Apicomplexa; Aconoidasida; Haemosporida; Plasmodiidae. The transcript has 3 exons. The record is from RefSeq and is a predicted model, not a curated record. Bases 1 to 996 code for a protein of 331 amino acids. Gene Ontology annotation, cellular component: cytosol.